Molecule: messenger RNA, 924 nt
Organism: Echinostoma caproni
Lineage: Eukaryota; Metazoa; Platyhelminthes; Trematoda; Plagiorchiida; Echinostomatidae
Source: the annotation of a GenBank genome assembly
AUGUGUCAUUUUUGUGGUCAUAUUAAAUCGACUUUGUCUUUAAAUUUAGAUGCCGGUCAACUGGAAGCGUUGGAACCAAAAAUUACUGAAGCCACUUUAAGCCGAAGAAAUCAACUUUAUGUUGAGAUAUCCGCGGAAACGGCACGUUGGAAUCCGUCUAUUGAAAUUCUAUGGAAUCGAAAAGAUACAAUUUUACAACGCUUUGCAGUCAACCCGGGUCUUCACGUACCCAGAAUCUCCAAAGCAAUACUUCAUGGAAAAACGCGAACACUGGAUCUUGAGUUCACCCCGAUUUCCAGGGCGACUUCCUACACAGUGAUUCUUUUUGACGGUCAAGAAGUUCGACAAAUCUUCCACGUCACAUCAAACACACCUUCCGUUGGCGGGGUUUCGUGUUCCACUUGUGCUGUGGCCGUCCGCGCAGUGAACACGCAAGGCAAAGGUGCCUUCUCUGAUCGGCUUCGUAUAACCUGUUCAAAACAACCGACAAUUAUCAAGAGCACUAAGUACGGACCGUUUGUUUACAUCGUAAUCAAAAAGGAGCGACCUGCGCUGAGCCCCUCGUACGAAGCCUUUUUGUUCGAAAAUGAUCGGGUAUCGGCCCGUGGGAAAUGGUACGGUUACUAUGGCCGGAUUGAAGUUUCCUCUUGUGACAACUGUGUACUGUAUGUGCGUGAGUUACUUUCAGACGGAACAUAUUCGGCAUUCAGUACGGAAAACCGGGUCACGGUGCCAGCGAACCAUUUAUCAGACCCGUAUUUCAAGGUGGAUCCACAUCCCUCGGGAUUUGUGCUCGAAUGGAAAUCGUCACAACAAAUCACCAUAAUCUACACAAACGAUUUGACUCUAGAAAAAACAAUCUCUGCAGCAUCGAACGAGGAGAAGGAGAAUAAACUGUAUCAUGAUGAACGCAGAUCACGUUGA